Molecule: messenger RNA, 1000 nt
Organism: Canariomyces notabilis
Lineage: Eukaryota; Fungi; Ascomycota; Sordariomycetes; Sordariales; Chaetomiaceae
Exons: 1
Coding region: 108-842 (244 amino acids)
Source: RefSeq, a predicted model, not a curated record
UCGAAGCUCUCGACGAUCUUGACUCUAUCGUUGGUGGCGAAGCCCAACUUGUGCUUGACUUUAUCACUGACCUUGUUGGCUCUUAUACUCUGCUAGAGCUGGCACCGAUGAUUGGUAUGGGCUGGUGGCCUUGGAUCAAGUACGAGUCAAAAAUGCGUCAACAGGGCCAAUUGACAGAGGCGGAGAGUAAGAGAUUGCGGACGGUUCUUUGGACCUCUCUACAACCACAAUAUUCUUUUGACAUCGACGAGCAUGAUGCUCCUCACUCUCCCCGCUCAGGGAUAAUCGAUUUGAGCCUUGCAAGGAAGUUUCUAGACAGAUUCUGCUGUCAUUCUGACGACCCGACGUACCAAGGGCAAGGCGGCUGCCCAAUCUGGCAUGAGUUCAUCUCCAGCUUCGCCAAAGAUGUGGUUGAACACUGUGAUGUGGGGCCUUCAUUGGGUGAGCUCGAUUCGGAUCUCCUCGCCAUUGAACCCAGAUAUGAGAUUUGCAAGUACUUUGCAUCCACGCAUGUGGGGAUCGGUUUCGAGUUCUCAGGGGCGAACGAUCGGGAGAAGCUACUAAAGUCGAAAGGAAAUUGGGAAGCCAUCCCAGAUGAGUUGCGACAGUACACCAAAUAUUUCGGUUCGUUUCCUCUUCGUGUAGCCUGGAUCGCGGCUGUUAGGGGAUUGCCAGAUCUCGCCCUCGUACUCAGAGCUGCGUUCGGUGAGGAUAGAGCCCUCGGGCUGCUCCGCAUCAGACGAGAUGUUCAGGAGUCUCAGUUGAGACAGCAAGUGUCAUCCGUGACGCUCGCAGGACGUCUUCGUGGCUUGUGGACCGCUUUGGUGACUGGAGCCUGGUAGUAUAGGCCGAUUCAAGAAUUCAUCAAACCGCCGUGGAUGGCAGACGGCAAAUCCGAGAAGUAAUACAAGCUUCAAGAGACGGCUGUUUUCGACCUGCUUGAGGUUGAUUCAUAGUCCAUAGUUCCAGGAUUACCCAGGCGGGUGUUUUGGAUGAGGAG